GGGCUGUAGUUAACAAAGAGACUAAGAAAACAUGGGAUUGGUUCUUGGGGAUUCUUUGAAGAUGUCACUUGAACUAAACAUGGGAGAGGGAUACACUAUCAUUUCUGAUAUGCAAAAGCCUGUUAAGGGAAAAAAGCAACAGAAAAGGAAGAAGGUAGCUAUUGAUUAUGAAGAUAUUAAUGUGGACACACCAGUGGACAUACAACUAUCUGGACCAGAGCCAACUCAAGAAUCCAGCAAUCCAGCAACUCAGACAUUUGUCUUCAUGCCUACACCAAUAGUGAGUACACAUCAGCCCAGCAGCAGUGAAUGUCCAGACUUUGAGUUUCCAGAAUUUACAAAUGAAGAGGAGCCUAACUUGAGGCCUAAAGUUGUUUUAGAGGCAAGGACUAGGCAUGAGAAGAGAAAAGAGGCACAAAUGGUCACCGGGACAAGAUCUAUCAACUUGGGGUGA
This is a messenger RNA of Lycium ferocissimum, 454 nucleotides long. RefSeq lists its product as uncharacterized. The record is from RefSeq and is a predicted model, not a curated record. Lineage: Eukaryota; Viridiplantae; Streptophyta; Magnoliopsida; Solanales; Solanaceae. The coding region runs from base 32 to 454 and encodes 140 amino acids. The transcript is spliced from 2 exons.